Condylura cristata (star-nosed mole) is the source of this 5054-nucleotide messenger RNA. It is a transcript of the gene RET, whose product is annotated as ret proto-oncogene. Gene Ontology annotation, molecular function: transmembrane receptor protein tyrosine kinase activity; calcium ion binding; ATP binding. NCBI's taxonomy places the organism in Eukaryota, Metazoa, Chordata, Mammalia, Eulipotyphla, Talpidae. The coding region runs from base 208 to 3546 and encodes 1112 amino acids. Gene Ontology annotation, biological process: protein phosphorylation; positive regulation of kinase activity; homophilic cell-cell adhesion. The record is from RefSeq and is a predicted model, not a curated record. The transcript is spliced from 20 exons. Gene Ontology annotation, cellular component: axon; membrane; signaling receptor complex.
CCCGCGCACGCCCCGCCUCAGUCCCGCGACCAGAACCCCCGGCGAAGCUACCCGGAGCACCCGGAGUUCUGAGACCCAUCGCUCGGGGUCCGCAGUGUCCGUCGCGUCCCGGGCGGGCAUGGAGCGGCCCGGCUGAGCGCCGCACCCAGCCGCCGAGACCUGCCAGUCUGAGUCACCCUUCUGCCGCGGCCCCGGUGCGCACGGGCGAUGGCGAAGGCGACGGCCAGCGCCGCGGGGCUGCGGUUCCUGCUGCUGCUGCCACUGCUCGGUGAAGCCCCACUGGGACUCUACUUUGCCCGGGAUGCUUACUGGGAGAAGCUGUUCGUGGACCAGCCAGCUGGCACGCCCCUGCUCUACGUCCACGCCCUGAGGGACAUCCCCGAGGAAGUGCCCAGCUUCCGGCUGGGUCAGCACCUGUAUGGCGCCUACCGCACUCGGCUGCAUGAGAACAUCUGGAUCCGCAUCCAUGAGGACACGGGGCUUCUGUACCUGAACCAGAGCCUGGACCACAGCUCCUGGGAGAAACUCAGUGUUCGCAAUGGCGGCUUCCCCCUGCUCACCAUCUACCUCCAGGUCUUCCUGUUGCCUACGUCCGUGCGAGAAGGCGAGUGCCAGUGGCCUGGCUGUGCCCGUGUGUACUUUUCCUUCAUCAACACCUCUUUUCCUGCUUGUGACUCCCUCAAAUCCCGGGAGCUCUGCUUCCCGGAGAGAGGCCUCGCCUUUCGCAUUCGGGAAAACAAGCCUCCCGGCACCUUCCACCAGUUCCGCCUGCUCCCCGUGCACUUCUUCUGCCCCAACAUCAGCGUGGCCUACAAGCUCCCGGGAGGUGAGAGCCCCUUCCGCUGCAACCCGGACAGCCUGGAGGUGAGCACGCGCUGGGCCCUGGAUCGUGAACGGCAGGAAAAGUACGACCUGGUAGCUUCGUGCACCGUGCGCGUGGGCGCGCGUGAGGAGCAGGUGAUGGUGCCCUUCCCGGUGACCGUGUAUGACGAGGACGACUCCGCGCCCACCUUCCUGGGCGGCGUUGACACCGCCAGCGCAGUGGUGGAGUUCAAGAGGAAGGAGGGCACUGGGUUGGCCACGCUACGUGUCUUUGAUGCAGAUGUGGUGCCAGCAUCUGGGGAGCUCCUGAGGCGGUACACAAGCACGCUGCUCACUGGGGACGCCUGGGUCCAGCAGACCUUUCGCGUGGAGCACGCCCCCAACGAGACCUUGGUCCAGGCCAACGGCAGCUUCGUGCGAGCGACCGUGCAUGACUACAGGCUGGUUCUCAACCGCAGCCUCCCCAUUUCGGAGAGCCGGGCCCUGCAGCUGACUGUGCUGGUCAACGACUCGGACUUCCAGGGCCCAGGCGAGGGCGUCCUCCUGCUCCACUUCAACGUGUCUGUGCUGCCCGUCAGCCUGCGCCUGCCCAGCUCCUACUCCUUCACUGUGAGCAGGCAGGCUGGCCAGUUUGCCCAGAUUGGGAAAGUGUGUGUGGAAAACUGCCAGGAGUUCAGUGGCAUCCACAUGCAGUACCGGCUGCAGCUCCCCAGCCCCAACUGCAGCGCCCUGGGCGUGGUCACUUCCACUGAGGACUCCUCGGGGAUUCUGUUCGUGAACGACACAGAGGCGCUGCGGCGGCCCGAGUGUACCCAGCUCCAGUACACGGUGGUGGCCGCCGACCGGCCCACCCGCAGGCAGGCCCAGGCCCCACUGCUGGUGACCGUGGAGGGGACGUAUGUGGCCGAGGAGCCGGGCUGCCCCACAUCCUGUGCCGUCAGCAAGAGGAAGCCUGAGUGUGAGGAGUGUGGUGGCCUGGGCUCUCUGACGGGCAGGUGCGAGUGGAGACAGGGAGACGGCAAAGGAAUCACCAGGAACUUCUCUACCUGCUCCCCCAGCAUCAAGACCUGUCCCGAUGGCCACUGUGAUGCCGUGGAGAGCAGAGACGCCAACAUCUGCCCCCAGGACUGCCUCCGGGGCGGCGACAUCAUUGGUGGGCACGAGCCUGGGGAACGGCGUGGCAUUAAAGCUGGCUUUGGCAUCUGCAACUGCUUCCCCAAGGAUAAGAAGUGCUUCUGUGAACCGGAAGACAGCCAGGACCCGCUGUGUGAUGAACUCUGCCGCACGGUGAUCGCGGCGGCCGUCCUCUUCUCCUUCAUCGUGUCCGUCCUGCUGUCCACCUUCUGCAUUCACCGCUACCAUAAGAACGCCCACAAGCCACCCAUUGCCUCCGCUGAGAUGACCUUCCGCCGGCCCACCCAGGCCUUCCCUGUCAGCUACUCCUCCUCUGGCGCCCGCCGACCCUCGCUGGACUCCAUGGAGAACCAGGUCUCAGUGGACGCCUUCAAGAUCCCGGAGGAUCCAAAGUGGGAAUUCCCUCGGAAGAAUUUGAUACUUGGAAAAACUCUGGGAGAAGGUGAAUUUGGAAAAGUGGUCCAGGCAACAGCCUUCCGGCUGAAAGGCAAAGCUGGGUACACGACUGUGGCCGUGAAGAUGCUGAAAGAGAAUGCCUCCCCAAGCGAGCUGCGGGACCUACUGUCAGAGUUCAACCUGCUGAAGCAGGUCAACCAUCCACAAGUCAUCAAGCUGUAUGGAGCCUGUAGCCAGGACGGGCCGCUCCUCCUCAUUGUGGAGUACGCCAAGUAUGGUUCCCUGAGGGGCUUCCUUCGAGAAAGCCGCAAGGCAGGGCCCGGCUACGUGGGCAGCCGGGGCAGCCGCAACUCCAGCUACUUGGACAACCCAGAUGAGCGGGCCCUGACAAUGGGCGACCUCAUCUCCUUCGCCUGGCAGAUCUCUCGGGGGAUGCAGUACCUGGCCGAGAUGAAGCUCGUCCAUCGGGACUUGGCAGCCAGAAACGUCCUAGUAGCUGAAGGGCGGAAAAUGAAGAUUUCAGAUUUUGGCCUCUCCCGAGACGUUUAUGAAGAGGACUCCUAUGUGAAGAGGAGCAAGGGUCGGAUCCCAGUCAAAUGGAUGGCAAUUGAGUCCCUUUUCGAUCAUAUCUACACCACCCAAAGUGACGUGUGGUCCUUCGGUGUCCUAUUGUGGGAGAUUGUGACCCUGGGUGGCAACCCCUAUCCUGGGAUUCCUCCGGAGCGGCUCUUCAACCUUCUGAAGACAGGCUACCGGAUGGAGCGUCCUGACAACUGCAGCGAGGAGAUGUACGGUCUGAUGCUGCAGUGUUGGAAGCAGGAACCAGACAAGAGGCCAGUGUUUGCCGAUAUCAGCAAAGACCUGGAGAAGAUGAUGGUUAAGAGCAGAGACUACUUGGACCUGGCUGCGUCCACCCCAUCUGACUCCCUGCUUUAUGAUGACGGCCUCUCAGAGGAGGAGACACCCCUGGUGGACUGUAAUAAUGCUCCCCUCCCUCGAACCCUCCCCUCCACGUGGAUUGAAAACAAACUCUAUGGCAUGUCAGACCCGAACUGGCCUGAAGAGAGUCCUGUACCACUCACGAGAGCCGAUGGCACUAACACUGGGUGUCCACGAUAUGCAAAUGAUAGUGUAUAUGCUAACUGGAUGGUUUCACCCUCAGCGGCACAAUUAAUGGACGCAUUUGAUAGCUAACAUUUCUUUGUGCAAGGUAAUGGACUCACAAGGGAAGAAACCUGCACUUCACACUGGCUGGCGAUUUUCCCUCCUAGCAGAGAUAGCGCACUGGAUGAGAGUCCUGAGUUCAGUGUUUAGGUCUUCCCUUCUCUACGGCCCUCGGCGGCGCCAGGGUGGUCUGGAUUCAUCCGUGACCACCAGUCACUCUGCUCACACGUGUGGGUCCCUCACUAACUACCUGAACUGUUUGAUUUCUCUGGUCCCCACCAGAGAAGGCAACAAGAUUUAAACACAAAGCACACACACAUGCACACACGCACUCGCAAAGGCAGCAGGAAAAAUAAAGGCCAAAUUGACCUGUUCUUGUUCAAAUUGAGAGCCUGAGAGCUGGGCAAGACCUUGUAGCAGUGUCAUAGCUCUACCAAGGUGGAGGGGAAGGGGCAGCCUCCAGACAGGCCUUGGCUCAGCAUCUGAAAACCAGUUUUGUAAAAUCAUGUAGCCUUUUCUUAGCAAGACAUUUGAUUUUCAUCAUGAUUAAGAUGAUUCUUAGAUUUAGCACAAUGGAGAGAUCUGAUGCCAUAUUUGCUAUGUAGAAGGGUGAUGUGGAGGGAGUGGGUUCACAAGACACAUUUGUCCCUAUCACUGAGAGAUCACUGCUCCAGUGAGGAAAAAAGUAUGAAGCAUAGGGGUGUUCCAGGAGCGUGACCUCCAGUGCAGAGACUGCAGACAGCAGAGACCUGGCUACGACUCUCAACUCCAGCAGCCCUCUGUGCACCCCACGUCCAGGGCCAGAAAAGCGGUGACUCAUUCCACAUAUUAGAAUAGGGUGGGGCCUGUGCUCCUUUUGAAGGAACAGUUCAGUUAGUUAUGUUAAAAGUCGCACUGAAUAUGACCAAGAAUUGCUACACCUCUGAUUACAAUUCUAAUGUGGAAAAGUGUGGUUUGGCUCUUAUAGAGCUUAUGUGAAAAGGUACAUGUAUCAACUCCUCUUGUGUUUGUAACUUAAUGCUGCUAGACAUUUCUGUUUCUUAGAUUCUGACUAUGACUCAUAGUUUCUUGUCAUUCUUCACCGCUCGUUUGUGGUCACACAUACUCGGCCCUCCUCCCAUCACGUGGGAGUGGUUUUUGGGAAGUCCUGGCGCUCUUCCGUCUGUUACAACUUUGCAGCAGAGGUCUGGUUACCAAACUGCCUGGUCUUAAGACUUAAAGCACUGUGAAAGUAGUCUCUUUAAAAUGCUGUAUUUUGCAGGCAUUUCACAAAAGCCGUAAAAUGACAGUAUUUUGUGUGGCCAAGAAGGCUUGGGUCGUAUGUGUGGGAGACUCAUGAAGUGUGUUGUGCGCACACAUCAUGUGUAUACAGAGAGAGAGAGAGCUGGAGAAACAGUUACUAGAGAUGUAUUAAAUGUAGCUUUAGUGUGGGCCAUUUUUUCAGAAUACACUGUGAUAAUUUACAAAUAUAUCGUUGUGGUAAACUUUUGGUUUUCAGAUGUGCUUAAUGAUAGUCUUGUUAAAUGCAGGAAAAAAAA